Amoebophrya sp. A120 is the source of this 623-nucleotide messenger RNA. Lineage: Eukaryota; Dinophyceae; Syndiniales; Amoebophryaceae. The record is from the annotation of a GenBank genome assembly.
CCUCAAGAACCGCCAGCAGAGGGUGAUCCACGCACGAGCACGCACAGGAGCACUGCGAGCCAAUUUCUGGGUCCCAGAUCUCCUGCAGCAACAGCAGCUAGUACUACAGAAGCCCAGCUGGGGGAUGAAAGCGCUGGCUCGACUGCGGAGCAACCAAGCUCACGUCAUCAAGAGGUGGGCUCACCACGCACCGAACAGGACGAGGCCAACUUGGUGGCCAGAAACGCCAAUCUGCAAGCGGGAUCGGAUAUGCGUCGCAAAUACGUCUGGGUCUGGAAAGGUAGAACUUGUAAUGCGUGUCUUGCAUUCCUGGAAAACCUAUGUUGCAUGCGCAGCAAAAAAUGCACAAGCUUCCUUGUUAUGCAAAGUUGUAAUUUGUAAUGCGUGGCACUGGCAGAUAGCAUGUCUUCAGAAAGCAUCCCCAAGGCUUGUCAUGCUUGGCCGCCAUUGCAAGCGUUGCAAUCUUCAUGCACAAUACAGCGUCACAGGUUUCCAGACCUAAACAUAUUUGCACUCGAUAUCGGAGCAGGCAGAACAACUACAGGCAGGAGCUCACAUACCAACACCCGGCAACGAAUCCACAACACCAAGCGUUGGAGUACUAAUCACUGGUGAAGGCACGA